AUGCCCUGUGAAGGCCUCCGAUUCCUCCAUCUCCUUCAGCUUCUGCCCUUUAGAAAACCCAAAACUGGCAGGAACAUGGUGCCAGGGACACAGAGGCCCACCCUAACACAAGGGGCCACUCUCAGAAUUUUAGGAAAGCCGGCAAACUCUGGACAGCUGCCCAUUGGGGCCUGCCUGCCCAGUGACCCCCGGCCCUCUGGGCUGCUUCCUGGCCAGGCCAACUUCGGCAAACUUGAGAGCCCCGAAACCAGCAGCCGUCCCGGCCGGCAGCGCCGGAGUCGCCCGGGGACAAAAGCUGGCGUCGCCGCGGUCAAGGGCAGGGCCGGACCGGACCCGCCAAAGGCCGAGAGCGCGGCGGGAGGAGGCGCAGUCCGCGAGCGCCCCUUCUCUGCCGCCGCCGAGGCUCCCCCGCGCCCCGCCGGCCGCCCUGCGCAAAUACCUGCUCCGUCCUCCGGCCGCCGCGAAGCUCCAGCGCCGCGACUCAGCCCGCUCCGCCCGCCAGCCGGGAACAAAAGCCCCGCCGCGCCCCAGCAGCCGGGAUCCCGCCCUGCCGGAGAGGAAGCCCCGCCGCCGCCGGCUCGGGGAGGGGGCGGGGCGGGGUCUCCGCCUCCCCUGCCGGGGAGCCCCUCGGGAUCGCCUGGCCGGGCAGGGCGGCGCCAGCCAGGAAGCCGAGAGGGCUUUCCCCGAGACCCCCCCGCCGGGGAAGCCCCUCGCCCCGCAGAAGCCAGCCCGCCAGGGCAAGGCCGGCCAGCCGGGUCCCCUUCGGGGCGGGCGGGUCUUCCGAGCCGCCGCACCUGCAGUCCCGUCCGCGGAACGAGGGAGAGCCAGCGAGCGGUGGGGGUCGAGGAGGGGCUGGCGGAGAGAGGCGAGGGCAGGUCGGGGCCGCCCAGGAGCCUCCGCGCUGCAAGCGAGCUGCACGGCCGGGCAAGGAGCGCGGCGGCCCCGGGCAAGAGACGCCUUCCCGGGAGCUCCCGCGCGCCCCGCUGCAGCCCCGAGGACGUCUCCGCCGCGGAAGGCGAGGGCCGGCGGGGCGGCUCCGCUGGGGCUCCCACUCGCCAUCGGCCCCCCCAAGGGCCCCCCUUGCCCCGCCAUUGCCCGCUCCGGGAGGACAAGGGGGCGAAAGCGGUCGGGCUCGGGAGGGGCGUCGCAGAGCGGAUUGCAAAGCGCAACCGACGCCGUCAGAACCGCGUUCCGCCCGAGCGAAGCCCCCGAGCCCAGCCUGACCCUCCCCGCUCAACGGAGGCCGGCAGGCCGCGCUCAAAACGAGCGAGCAGAAUCCUGCCCCCCUCCCCCCCGCAGGCCGCCCCCGGAGGGAGCGGGGAAGGCGCGGCGCCUGCAGCCUCGCUUUGUGCAAGCCAAGAGAGGCCGGAACCGAAACGGUGGGACCUGAAACGAAAACGCGACUUUGAUGGGGAGAAAAUGCUGGUCAGCCGAGCGACGGGGCUCCUCCGGCCUGGCAGCCCGUGUCCUCAGCCCCGGGGCGGGGGGGCUUUAGGCAGCAACUCCAGCUUGGAUCCUCCGGGAGCCCCGCGCACAGCAACGGCCCGUGCGCCACCGCCCCCCGCUUCCCAAUACUCUUCAAGGGCGGCCCCUCAGAGGCGCCGCUGGGCUGGCCAAGGGCUCCCCGCCGCCCCCUGGAGAGCCGCGCCAGGAGGAUCCCGCAGGCCUCAGCGGCCGAGAGAAGCGCCGGCUUCCUGGCCGCUCAGGCGUGGGAGACGCGGCUGGGGGUCUCCCGGGGUGCCCAAGUUCAGUGGCGGGCAGAGGCCGCUGCCUCCCGGCUUCCUCGACAGUGGGUGGCAGGGAGCCAAGGAAGGCGGCGCGGAUCUGCCGAAGGGCCCCCGCGGGGUUGGUGGGGAGAAGAAGCGGGGGGGGGGUGUCUGUUUGGGGUCAAGAAGCCGCCGCAGCGCUGCCUUCUCUGUCUCUCAGCCCCCGCAGCCGUCUAGCAGCAGCUGGUGGCGGGGCCGGAGGGCCAGGGGCAGAGAAGCCGAGCGCCAGUCCUGCUGUGGCCGAACGUCCUUCCUCUCCCCCCGGGUGUGUGAGGAAAAGAGCCCGGAGACCCCCGGAGCUCCCAGCCGCCUCCACGCUAAGCUGCAGCCUCCCCGGGGCUCCGCAGGCCCCCUGGACGCGGCUUCCUUGGGAUCUCCAGGGCGGAGGCGGGCGCUGCGCGCGAGAAUUGCAACCCCGGAGGCCGCGACCCUCGCCGAGGCUUCCCACCCUCAGCCUUUUCGGCCGCAGCUGCCUCCGUUUUCUCGAGGGCGGUCGGCCCCCGGUGAGGGAUCUGCCCCGGCCAAGCAAGGGCCCCUCUCCCCCCCCCGGCCAGGAUUCGCAGAAGGCCGAACCGGGUCGCCUGUGAUGAGCACCUUCCGCCCCCCGGAGCCCCAAAGCCCCGCUUGCCGGGGGACCCGUCGAGAAGGGAUGUUGGGCUUGCAUCGCCGCAUCGCCCCUCCCCCACGCUUGGGAGGAGCCUGCCCAGGGGGAUCCUCCACCCCCCCCCGCACAGCCGUCGUGAAGGAAAGGAGGGAGGGGGCGUCGGGAGACGGUUGGGAAAGCGCUUCCUUUUCAGCCAAGAAUAGCCGCGAUGCGGGAGGUUCCUGCGCCCCCGCUCCCCCUUCUCCCCCGCCCGUCUGCAUUUCCCCGCUCGGGGAAGCCCGGCUCUGCGGAGGAAUCCCGCCCGCUGCCUCGUGA
Molecule: messenger RNA, 2685 nt
Organism: Pantherophis guttatus
Lineage: Eukaryota; Metazoa; Chordata; Lepidosauria; Squamata; Colubridae
Source: RefSeq, a predicted model, not a curated record